This is a messenger RNA of Metarhizium robertsii ARSEF 23, 4542 nucleotides long. RefSeq names its product multidrug resistance-associated protein 1. The transcript is spliced from 9 exons. The coding region runs from base 1 to 4542 and encodes 1513 amino acids. Gene Ontology annotation, cellular component: membrane. The record is from RefSeq and is a predicted model, not a curated record. Gene Ontology annotation, biological process: transmembrane transport. NCBI's taxonomy places the organism in Eukaryota, Fungi, Ascomycota, Sordariomycetes, Hypocreales, Clavicipitaceae. Gene Ontology annotation, molecular function: ABC-type transporter activity; ATP binding; ATP hydrolysis activity.
AUGCUCACCAACACGGUCGCCAACUACCCAGUUAUGGAGCCUGCUUCCCAACAUACCUACACAAUCCCAAAUUCGCGUCGUCUGGACCAUCGGAAAAGCACAAUUUCAUGCCGCGAGCCUCUGGGGUGUAAUGCUGAGGGAUGGAGCUUCCUAAGUCCUGUCAGACUCGGCCUUGCACCGCGUUUCAUUGACAUGCUUGCACUGCUAGUAGCAAUAUUCGGGAUGUUCAUUGGCAUCCUGUCAAUAUGGGUUUUUGUUCGCCGAAGAGCUAAUGGGGAGGUAGAGGCAAGGGGCUGGAAAUACUGGACAAGUUUGGCUUGCGUCGCUUUCGUCGUCACUGGCACUAUUGUACAAAUUGCUGGUCUGAUCACCGGCAAUCCACAUGCUUGGCUCAGCGACCUCUGGGUAUGGGCUUAUACCCUUCUUGUCAUGUCUCUUUUGGCAAUGUUCGUCGUCCAGUAUCUGGGGCCAAGUGGCCGGCAACGCAGAGCCGCCAAAGGAGCAGCCUUCUACUGGCUUAUUCUCACUUUUCUUCUGGGGGCAAAAUUGCAAUCAACUAUUUCACAUCAUAUGAACAAGCGUCAUAUGUAUUCCAUUGCCGCUUUGUGUAUAAGUUUUGUCUUCUCGUGCGUCGAAUGUGUCCUUGUCUGGUUUGUGCCAGAUGGAUACGCCGGCAUGGGCCAAAUAAACAACGUUGACGUCCGCCCACGUGUGACAUUGUGGUCCACUCUGACUUUUGCGUGGAUGACGCCCAUGAUGACCUUUGGCUAUAGGAAUCGUCUCACUGAGAACGACCUCUGGGAGCUACCCGAGAGUGAGAAUACAAGGGCUGCAGCCAAAACAUUCCAAGACUCAUGGAGUGUCGAGCUGGUCGGCAAAAAAGCCCCGUCGAUAUGGCAGGCUCUCUUCCGCGGUUUCGGACGAGCCUAUGUGCAGGCAAUACUCUUCAAGGUGGGGGCUGACAUAUUUUCACUCAUGCAGCCACAGUUAUUGCGCUUCUUGAUAUCAUUUGUCCAGUCUCGAGGCAAUCUGACGAAUGGAGCGGCCCUUGCGCUGGCCAUGUUUCUGGUCUCUGUCGUCCAGAGCCUCUGUCUCCAUCAGUGCUUCCAGCGACUUUCUUACACCGGGGUCAAAGUGAAAGCGGCGCUUAUUUCCACAAUCUAUGUGAAAUCGCUUAGGUUGUCAAAUAGUGCGCGUGCUUCCAAGUCCACAGGUGGCAUUGUCAAUCUGAUGGCUGUAGAUUCGCAGCGCCUUCAGGACUGUAUUCAGUUUAGUCAGCAUAUUUGGUCCGCUCCGUUGCAAAUAGUUCUCUCUGCGGCAUCUCUAUAUCAACUGAUGGGGCCUAGCAUGCUGGCCGGUCUUGCCUUGAUACUCGUCAUGAUUCCUAUUAACAAGACCAUCACCGUGGCCAUCAAGGCUCUUCAGAAGCAGCAGAUGAAAAACAAGGACGCGAGAUCCAAGAUUAUCACAGAAGUAGUCCAGAUGAUGAAGAGCAUCAAGCUUCUUGCGUGGGGUCCAGCAUUUAUGGACAAGAUCAGUCACAUUCGUAAUGACAUGGAGCUCGCAACUCUUUGCAGGGUGGGCAACCUUCAAGCACUAUCUGGCUUCAUCGGUGCGGCAGCCCCAUUCAUCGUUGCCUGUGCAGCGUUCUCAGCAUACGUCUUAGUCCAGGCCAGCCCGCUGACAACGGAUGUUGUGUUCCCUGCCUUUGCAUUAUUCCAUUUGUUGACGGCCCCCCUGACUAUCCUUCCCGCGGCUAUUUCUUCCGUUACGGAGGCAAGUGUUGCAGUAACUCGGCUAAGCGCCUUUAUUACCGCUGAUGAGGUCCAAGAGAACGCUGUUGUUCACAACGACACGGUUACGCAAACCGGUGCAGAAUCGGUUGCUAUACGCGAAGCAACCUUCACAUGGGACAGACAACAGACCAACCCGGCUAUUGAAGAAGUCAACUUCACGGCUCGUGCGGGUGAGCUCUGCUGCGUUGUUGGCCGCAUUGGGAGUGGCAAGUCUGCGUUGAUCCACGCCAUUCUCGGCAGCCUUCACAAAGUAAAAGGUACAGUGGCGGUUCAUGGUUCGGUCGCAUAUAUGGCACAAGACACAUGGCUACUGAAUGCCACGAUACGAGACAACAUAACGUUUGGCCAUGAAUGGGACGCUGGGUUCUACGAGAACACUAUGAAGGCGUGUGAAUUAGUCAGCGACUUUGUCCAAUUCCCAAACGGGGACCUGACUGAGGUUGGAGAUCGAGGUAUUAUGUUGAGUGGCGGGCAGAAAGCGCGUCUAUCCCUGGCCAGGGCAAUAUACUCUAGAGCAGAUAUAUACUUGCUGGAUGAUCCUUUAGCGGCAGUGGACCAGCACGUUGCCAGACAUCUGGUCGACAAUGUACUUGGACGCCAUGGCCUCCUUCAAGGAAGAACAAGAAUUGUCGUCACAAACUCCGAGGCUGCCCUGGCCGAGUCAGACGCAGUUGUCUUGCUUCAGUCUGGCAGAAUCGCGGAAAGGGGUACUGGCACACAAACCAUGGAGGCGAUGAGAGAUUUCAACGAUGUUGAAGGAAACUUGGGUACUCUAAAUGAUGAAGAUAAAGUCAAUAUGUCUGCCGAUAUGUCAAGCGCCGGAAAACUACAGGUUAUAAGCAAUAUUCAGGGAUUGACAACAAUGCGCCAAGUGGCUUCCCAAGAGGCAGAUCCGAGUGCAGCUCACCGCGCAGACGAUGAACGUCGCCGAAGUCUUCCAAGGAGACGCAUUGACGUGGAAUCUGAGCCAAUCAUACGUACAGAACGCUCAAAACAAGGCCGUGUGGGAUGGAAGGUGUAUGGUGAUUACGCAAAGUCGAAUGGUCUUGUCUUUGUCUGUCUAUAUGUUGUUGCUCUCAUCGGCUCCCAAGCAGCUGAAAUAGGUAUUAAUAUCUGGCUCAAACACUGGAGCGAGACGAACAACUAUGUCGGGGAGAAUCCGCAAGUCUCAAAGUUCAUUGGUGUAUAUGUUGCAUUUGGGCUUGGUUCAGCUGUCCUUGUUUUUGUACAGAGUAUGGUACUUUGGCUGGCCUGCUCCAUCAAGGCCUCACGCACCCUCCAUGAGCGGAUGGUGUUUGCAGUUUUUAAAUCUCCCAUGAGCUUUUUUGAGCAGACCCCAGCCGGUCAAAUCCUGAAUCGAUUCACUAGUGACAUAUAUCGUAUCGACGAGUCCCUCGCCAGACAGUUCAACGCGCUGUUUGUUAGUGCUGCGAGAGGUUUCUUUAUUCUUGGCGUAAUUGCCUUGGGAAGUCCACUCUUUGUGGUGUUCAUCAUCCCACUCGUGCUUCUAUAUACAUACAUGCAGCGAUAUUACUUGGGAGCCAAGCGAGAACUCAAGCGCUUAGAUAGCACGAGCCGCAGUCCUGUUUUUGCCCACUUUCAAGAGACCCUUGGGGGUGUUGCAACUAUUUGUGCCUACGGAGCUCAGGAACGAUUUAUCCGAGAAAAUGAACGUCGAGUCGACGCAAACAUGAAGGCCUAUAUUCCGUCGAUAACAGCAAACCGGUGGCUAGGGGUUCGACUAGAAUUUGUUGGGUCUGUCGUAAUUCUACUAGCAGCCGGAUUUGCCGUUGCAGGUGUUGCCUUCAGAUCUGGUCAGUCAGAUGGCAUGGCCGGCUUGACAAUAUCAUACGCUCUACAAAUCACGCAGUGCCUCGGCUCGCUAGUCCGAGCCACCGGGGAGGUUGAGACGAACAUAGUGUCUGUAGAGCGUGUCCUCGAAUUCACUGGCUUACCCAGCGAGGCUCCGGAUGUUCUUGAGAGCCACCGGCCGCCAGGUAGCUGGCCAGCCCAGGGGGCCGUGAAAUUUGUCAAUUAUAGCACUCGCUAUAGACCAGAAUUGGACCCAGUCCUCCGAAACAUCAACCUUGACAUAAGAGCCAAGGAAAAGAUUGGCAUUGUCGGCCGCACUGGGGCUGGCAAAAGCUCGCUAGUACUGUCGCUCUUUCGAAUCAUCGAACCAGCCUUGGGGAGCAUCCACAUUGAUGACCUCAAUGCAUCGAGUGUAGGACUCUUGGACCUUCGGCGCCGAGUGUCGAUCAUUCCUCAGGACUCUGCUCUGUUUGAAGGAACAAUUCGGGACAACCUGGACCCAGACAAGGCCCAUGACGAUACUGAGCUUUGGGUCGCUCUUGAACUUGCUCAACUGAAGGAGCACGUUGCCGGCAUGUGUGGUGGACUAGACGCGAAAGUAUACGAAGGGGGUUCAAAUCUUAGCCAAGGCCAGAAGCAGCUGAUAUCAUUAGCCCGCGCACUGCUGAAGCCCUCGACUAUCCUAGUGCUAGACGAAGCAACCGCCGCGGUGGACGCUGGAACGGAUAUGAUUAUCCAGAAGACUCUGCGGGACAAUAUAUCCGGUCAUCGCACCAUCAUUACAGUUGCGCACCGCAUUCAUACUGUCAUCGACUCUGACCGCAUAGUGGUGCUUGAUGACGGAGAGAUUAUUGAGGCUGAUACGCCAGCUGCUUUGAUAGAGCAAAAGGGAGCAUUUUACCAGCUUGCUAGAGAGGCAGGCCUAGCAGAGUAG